This is a messenger RNA of Macadamia integrifolia, 1019 nucleotides long. RefSeq names its product IMPACT family member in pol 5'region. Gene Ontology annotation, biological process: regulation of translational initiation. Gene Ontology annotation, cellular component: cytoplasm. The record is from RefSeq and is a predicted model, not a curated record. NCBI's taxonomy places the organism in Eukaryota, Viridiplantae, Streptophyta, Magnoliopsida, Proteales, Proteaceae.
ACAAUAGCCCAGGUUCCUUCAUCACCAUCAGUGAGAAAGUCACCUUCGAACGCGAAAUUAAAAAAAGCAAAUUCAGAGCCAUCGCUGGACACAUUUCCGACGAGCCCUCUGCUCAAUCAUUUCUCGCCCAGGUUCGGGAUCCUAAAGCCACUCACAAUUGUUGGGCUUAUAAGAUUGGAGAGCAAUUUCGGAGUAGUGAUGAUGGUGAACCCUCCGGUACAGCUGGCAAGCCGAUUUAUUCCUCUAUUGUUUCAUCGGGAAUUGACAGGGUCAUGGUGGUUGUCAUCAGGUAUUUUGGAGGAAUAAAACUAGGCACUGGAGGAUUAGUCAGGGCUUACGGAGGAACAGCCAUGGACUGCUUAAAAAGUGCCUCAAUUUGUGAAGUUAAAUCAAAAGUUCCUAUUGGUAUUGAGGUGCCCUUUGAUCUAUUUGGGGUUGUGUACCAUCAGUUACAGUCUUUUCAAGUUGAGGAUAUUAAACAGGAUUAUGAUACUGGUAAAGAUGGCACUACCAUGAUCACUUUCAAAGUUGAUUAUGACCGGAUGAAGAGUCUGGAGGAAGCAAUCAAAGACAAUUGUAGCAGAGAUAUUGUGUUCUAUAAGCGCUAAAGCAGAUUAAAGAGAUCCAAUCCGCAGUGAUUUUUGGUGUUUUGUCAUGGACAGUUACCAAAGCCAUUUCAUUGCUUUCUUCUUUGCUUUGUUCAAUUCAUUUGGUACAUGUGGGGCCAAGUCUGUAGGACAAGUUUUGGGGUUGCUAUAAUGAGAAAGUCUUCAGUUGGUUGCUUAAAUCAUUUUCCAUUGCAAGACAGUGUGUGGAUUGGAAUGCAGAUGGGGUUAUAUCAAGUUGGUAAGUGAUGUUGAAUACAGUUAAUUGGGGUCUGAAUUAUGAAAUUAUUGCCCAGAAAGUGGGGUUGGCCCGACACAGUUAAAACAGUUAAAAGUUGAUGUAUAUAUACUUUUUAUAUAUAAUUAGAUUCUCCCACCCCGACCCUCCCAAAAAAAGAAAACCCAAAUUUUAAA